Fusarium falciforme is the source of this 999-nucleotide messenger RNA. RefSeq lists its product as hypothetical. The transcript is spliced from 9 exons. Lineage: Eukaryota; Fungi; Ascomycota; Sordariomycetes; Hypocreales; Nectriaceae. Bases 1 to 999 code for a protein of 332 amino acids. The record is from RefSeq and is a predicted model, not a curated record. Gene Ontology annotation, molecular function: methyltransferase activity.
AUGGCCACUGUCGACGCGGAUCCCGUAAUUGCUGCUGAUGAAAAUUUCGAUGACGGCGAUUCGUCGCUUGGCGGUGAUGCCGCAACUUCAACGGAGAGCCUGAGAAGCUCUAUUCUUGAUUAUCGUCACGAAAACGGUAGAACGUACCAUCGAUACAAGGAUGGCAAAUACAACCUUCCGAACGACAACGAGGAAAACGAGCGACUGGACCUUCAACACCAUCUUUGCCUUCUCACCUUUGACAACAAGCUUGGCCUUUGCCCGCCCAACUUGCCUGACUCGAAUGUUCAGCGCGUGCUCGAUCUUGGAACAGGCACCGGUAUCUGGGCUAUUGACUUUGGCGACGAACAUCCCGAGGCUGAGGUCGUAGGGGUUGACCUCUCGCCCAGCCAGCCCAACAUGGUCCCUCCGAAUGUUCAAUUCCUCAUCGAUGAUAUCGACGAGGACUGGACCUACAGCAAGCCAUUUGACUAUAUCCACAGCAGGAUGAUGAACUUUAGCGUUCAAGACUGGCCGGUUUAUCUGCAAAAGAUCUACGACAACCUAACUCCUGGAGGCUGGGUUGAGCUUCAGGAGGUGGAUGUCAUCAUGGGUUGUGACGACGGUACUCUUUCCGAAGACGACACUCUCGCCAAAUGGUGCAAGCUUCUCGAAGAAGCAGCUGCGAAGCUAGAACGAAAAUUCGCGAAGACUUCCUCGUUCAAGGACUACCUUUCUGACGCGGGGUUCACCGAAAUUGUCGAGACGCGCUUUAAAUGGCCCACCAACCGAUGGCCCAAGGAUCCCAAGUAUAAGGAGCUCGGGGCAUGGAAUAAUGAGAACUCGAAUAUCCUGCUUGAAGGUCUCACUCUAGCACCUUUUACACGAGGUCUCGGUUGGAGUGUUGAGGAGGUGAAGUUGUUCCUCGUCAAGCUUCGGAAGGAUUUCAACGACCCAAAGAUUCAUGCUUACUGGCCUAUCUGUUCCGUUUAUGCAAGAAAGCCUGAGACUACCUUGUGA